Molecule: messenger RNA, 5336 nt
Organism: Gasterosteus aculeatus aculeatus (three-spined stickleback)
Lineage: Eukaryota; Metazoa; Chordata; Actinopteri; Perciformes; Gasterosteidae
Gene: pde11a
Product: phosphodiesterase 11a
Biological process (GO): signal transduction
Molecular function (GO): 3',5'-cyclic-nucleotide phosphodiesterase activity; protein binding
Source: RefSeq, a predicted model, not a curated record
UAUUGUCACCACCGUCGCCGUGCUCUGAGCGCUUCUUUGAGGAGCAACAACAGGUUCAAAUGACAGCCGAGGCAAACCCCGGCGGCCCGUUCGGUGUGACGAAGCAAACGUCAGCGGCAGCGAGCCAACCACAGCCAGCGUAAUUUGCACACAAGAAGCCCCGUGCGACGGAGGCGCUCGGCGGCGGCUCUCUGUGAGGUGCUUUUCAAUGCCUCAACCGCAACACCGCUGUCAUCUGCUUUGGUCGUUCCAAAAAGAGAGAGAGAAAUGAAUGGCGCGGGGAAGCUGUGAAGGAGUAUGCCGGUGCGCAAAGUGAGUCUCCAUCCUUCGCCUUCGCGGAGUGGAAAGUGGAUGCGCAGCCCCAGAGCACCGGGCGCUCUCCGGGAUACCGCGUCUCCGAAGUUGUGCCGUUCACGCGAUUUUCUCCACCUGACCUCCCGGCAAGGCGUUAUAGAUGCUAUUUCCCCGCGCGACUCCAUGGAUUCGGUUCACUGAGGACCAUCUGAAGAACAGGCAUGGCCGUGCCGACGAUGGUGUUCUCUGACGUGGAAAGUUUUCUGGACUCUCACCCCGACUUGUUCGAGGACUACCUGAACAGAAAGGGGAAACACAGCAUGGUGGAGAAAUGGCUGAAGAACCACAAGGCGAGCCAGAGUCCGGCGGCCGCGGCUCCGGCCCCGCCGCCGAGGGAGGCGAAGACCAACGCGUGCGCGGACAGCUGGGCGAGCCAGCGCGACGGCCUGCAGAGGAGAGUCUCCCAGAAGGAGCUGCGCAAAACUUUCGCCCGAUCCAAGGCCGUCAACGUCAACAGGACGUACGACGAGCACGUCAACUCCAGGGCCCAGGAGCCCCUGACGAGCAUGAGGAGGAGAGCCCUGCUGAGGAAAGCCAGCUCUCUGCCGCCGACCACCGCGCACAUCCUGAGCGCGCUGCUGGAGUCCCGCGUCAACAUCCCCCAGUACCCGUCCACGGCGGUGGAUUUUAAGUAUUACCUCAAAGAGCACAACGAAAGAGAGUUUUUCCUGGAGCUGGUGAAAGACAUCUCCAACGACUUGGAUCUGACGAGUCUCAGCUACAAAAUCCUCGUGUUUGUUUGUAUUAUGGUGGAUGCGGACCGGUGCUCGUUGUUUUUAGUGGAAGGGGCGGGCAACAAGAAGACACUGGUGUCCAAAUUCUUUGACGUGCACGCGGGGACCACCGUUUUGCCCUCAAUGAAUUCAGAUGAAGUUCAAGUACCGUGGGGGAAAGGAAUCAUCGGAUAUGUGGCCGAGCACGGAGAGACAGUGAACAUUUCUGACGCCUAUCAGGAUCGUCGGUUCAGUGACGAAAUUGACAAGCUGACAGGGUACAAAACCAAGUCACUCCUGUGCAUGCCCAUUCACAACAGUGAUGGAGAGAUCAUUGGAGUCGCUCAGGCCAUCAACAAGACUUCAAGUGGAGAACUCUUCACUGAAGACGAUGAAAAGGUGCUGCAGAUGUACCUGCCUUUCUGUGGCAUUGCGAUCUCCAAUGCCCAACUCUUCGCCGCCUCAAGGAAAGAGUAUGACAGGAGUCGGGCGCUCUUGGAGGUGGUCAAUGACCUCUUUGAAGAGCAGACUGACCUGGAGAAGAUCGUCAGGAAGAUCAUGCACCGCGCCCAGACUUUGCUAAAGUGCGAGCGCUGCUCUGUCCAGCUGCUGGAGGACAUUGAGUCACCGGUGGUGAAGUUCACCAAGUCGUUUGAGCUACUGUCUCCUAAGUGUAGUGCAGACAUUGAAAGCAGCUUCAAAGACAGCAUGGAGAAAUCGUCCUACUCGGACUGGCUCAUCAACAACAGCAUCGCAGAGCUGGUGGCGUCCACAGGACUCCCCGUGAACAUCAGCGAUGCCUAUCAGGAUCCUCGCUUUGAUGCUGAGGCAGACCAGUUCUCAGACUUCCACAUCCGCUCCGUGCUUUGUGUUCCCAUAUGGAACAGCAACCACCAAAUCAUCGGUGUCGCCCAAGUGCUGAACAGGCUCGAUGGGCAACCGUUCGAUGAUGCCGACCAGCGUCUCUUUGAAGCCUUUGUGAUCUUUUGCGGACUGGGCAUCAACAACACCAUCAUGUAUGACCAGGUGAAGAAGUCCUGGGCCAAGCAGUCCGUAGCUCUGGACGUUCUGUCUUACCAUGCCACUUGCUCCAAGACUGAAGUUGACAAAUUCAAGGCUGCCAACAUUCCCCUGGUUUGCGAGCUGGGCAUCGGUAAGCUGUCCUUUGAUGACUUCUCCCUGGACGUGGACGCCAUGAUAACGGCCGCUUUGAGAAUGUUCAUGGAGUUGGGAAUGGUGCAGAAAUUCAAGAUCGAUUAUGAGACACUGUGCAGAUGGCUUCUGACGGUCAGAAAAAACUACAGAAUGGUUCUGUAUCACAACUGGAGACAUGCCUUCAACGUCUGCCAGUGCAUGUUUGCAAUGCUGACGACAGCGGGCUUUCAGGAGACCCUGACGGAGGUGGAGACCCUGGCGCUUAUUGUGGGUUGUGUGUGCCACGACUUGGACCACAGGGGCACCAACAACGCUUUUCAGGCAAAGACGGGCUCAGCCCUCGCUCUGCUUUAUGGGACCUCUGCUACACUGGAGCACCACCACUUCAACCACGCCGUUAUGAUCCUGCAGAGCGAGGGUCACAAUAUCUUCUCCAACCUCUCGUCCAAAGACUACGGUGACCUCAUGCAGCUGCUGAAACAGUCGAUUCUGGCCACAGACCUCACACUUUACUUUGAGAACAGAAACACUUUCUUCGAGCUGGUCAGCAACGGAGAGUACAACUGGAACCUGAAGGCUCAUAGAGACAUGUGCAGAUCCAUGAUGAUGACAGCGUGUGAUCUGGGUGCUGUCACUAAACCGUGGGAAAUAUCCCGUAAGGUUGCUGAGUUGGUGACCAGCGAGUUCUUCGAGCAGGGCGACAGAGAGAGGUCGGAGCUGAAGCUCACCCCCUCUGCGAUCUUUGAUCGGAAUCGGAAGGAUGAAUUGCCAGGACUUCAGCUGGAGUGGAUCGAUGGAAUUUGUACGCCGCUGUACGAGACUCUUGUCAAAUUGAAUCCCAAACUUCAGCCGAUGGUUGACAUGAUCAAAGCAAACAGGGCCAAUUGGGAGGAACUGAACGAGAAGAGACAACGUGGCCAGAGUGUGUCUGCGCCCUCGGGCCCCUGCAGCGGAGACGCCACAGACACUAGCGAACGCAUUGUGGCCGAAACAGGCGGCAAAACCUGCUGCAGCGGCGAUGCCGAUGGAACAACAUCUAAACCUGCUAGUUAGCUACGGACACCGUCUCCAAGCUGAUCUCUCAUAGGUUUAUUUCCUCUUAAAUGCAGCCUGCAAAAGAAGCAGUGCAUGCAGAGGUUCUUGGGCUCUGCUCCUCUUCGCUUUGACUGCCACAGAUGAGCUUUAGACUUGAGUGCAGCGCUAUCGUGGAGGUUUUUUCUGCCUCCUUCGGUCUUCCUGUGCUGGAGGCUGACAGAGCUGUGUUUGGCGGGCCUGUCGGAGCAGCUAAAAAUCAGCUGAUGAGACGUUGGAAAGGAAACUCAAACCAAUGCGUCAAGCUCUCAACCAGCGAGCUAACGUUGAAUAUUCUGGGCAUUGGACACAUGUUUUCGGCCCAACAAGGCACGGAGAGUUUUGAGAAGAAUGUUUGUUUCUGCUGCGGUUCCUUUUGCUCUCGGUACCUCCUCGUUGCUUGAGAUAUUUUUUGUAAAUAUGUACACUAUUAAGUCAUUUGAAAGUGCUGUUUAAGAACCCGUGAGCUCUGGCUUGUUAUGUGGCUUCAGAGUUUCGGAAGGAUAAAGCAGUACAGGAACAGCAGGACCAGUGACAAAGCUUGCAAUGCAAAUUUAGUGCUAGGCUCUCUUCCUGUGCCUUGUUUUAAGAUCCUAAAGAAAAAUGCAUGGCCGCCUCACCGAGACUCUUAGAUGGAAAGCCAAGUUAAACCAUGACUUUUAUUGCCAUAAUUUAUAAAAACAAAACAACUGCAGUUAUGUCUUGAUCAUGUCAGCCACAAAGAAUUAACAUUAUGUACAAAAAAAAAUCUAUUUUGCCCAUUUUUAUAAAUGUAGGGUCCCACUUGGCUCACACACACACACACUGUGCCUUGAUAAAGUUGACACCAAUUCAUUUCUUUAGGAAAUGCAUCUGCUGAAACAUACAUUACAGUUAAUUAAAACUCACUAAACCUAGAGUAGUUGAUAUUUGAAUAAAUAAACUUACCAUUUUCUAAUGUUUUUUGAGUGAGCCAAAGUUAAACUCAGCUUCCAAAAGCAAUAAAUCCACCAACCAGCAGUUCUAAAGACCAUAAAUUAAUAAUUUUUUGGGUUAAUCUACAAAAACAUAAGCAAAAAACACAGUGUACAGUCUUUCAAUGGGUUAUAAGUCGGAAUAAUUUACCCUCAGAUAUUUUUGUUUUUUUACUCAGAGAAAUUUAGAAAUUUAGCCUUUUUUGUAAUCAAAAUAAUAUAAUAUUCAACAACUAAUUAGUUAAUUGCUGCAGCCCCAGAUGUAACCCGUCUAGGGGGGCUGGUGUGUGGAUUUUGAUACCUCUGGUCAGGCUCACUGUUCCUUUCUCCUUUUCCUUUGUAUUUAUGCUGAGCUGACCAGUACAUUUAUUUUAACAUGGUGCCCUCCAACUUGCCGUCAGAAGUGAUUUUGUGUAUUUUGUCAAAAGUUUGAUUUUGUUUCUUGCUUUAAUUUGAUUUAUUUUAUUCUCUUAAAACUCACAAAUUCUACUCAAACAGCUUUCAUAUCCAAAAGAAGACUGAUACUGAAACUUGUCAUACUGAAGUGCCCAUGUUAUAGUAUAAAAGUGUUAUUCUUUGGGGGUUUGCCUUAUGAAUUGUGUUGUAGCUUUGUUAAUUGGAGUUUAAAACGUGACUUUGCACAUUGUGUGGCAUGGAUCUGUACUCUACUGUAUUUUAGUUAAAGAGCAGAAUUGAAAUCGACCAGAAACAUUUUGAAUUGCAUGUUUUAUGCAGUAUUAAAUUCAACUAUUUGCUAAGGAUGUAGCAAACACGUGAGCCAACAAAUACCUCGUAUUUUGAACUUUACCAGUAGACACAUUAUCUCGUUGGAAAUGCAUGAUUUAAAUCCUACUGCAUCAUGUAACGUGAACUAUGAAUUUCGCUGUUCUAUUUUUCUAUUAGGUCUCCAAAUGUGGCCAAACUACUUUGUCCUUUUUGCAAUGUAACGUACUUCUUGUAUUUCUUCUCUACUCACCAGGUUUGGACUGUGGAUUUAUUGAUCAGCAGGCUAACGGAAAUGAACCUAGGGCAUGAAAAGGCAAAUGUGCAAUGUUGCUGUUCAGAGUUUAAAUAAAAAUAUGCUGCUAUA